AUGCAGCUGGUGGUGGCUCCGCCGCCGGGCGCUUUCCUCGACACGGUGGCACCUGUGGCGUCGGGAGGUGCAGGGACAAGCAGCUUCGUGUGCCGAUGCGCUCGCCCCUCUUUGCCCAUCCUCGGCUGGUCUUGCUUUGCCCGCGGUGGCCUUCCUCGGGGGGCUGGGUCCGUCAGGGGGGCGCCUGGCCCCCCCCCCCCCCUCUGCUGCCCCUCGGGGCGGCCGGGCGACCGUUGGUCCAGCACUUGGCAGAGUAGGGCGGCAUUGGAGAAGGGGAUUGAUCUCAAUUUGCAGCUUCCGGAGCAGACUCUCCCUCUGGGACCAGACACAAAGAGGCCAAUGUACAUUGUCGCCAACGAGGACGACGAAACGGUGCCAUAUUCGGAGCACCUGUUGCUCAAGCAAUUUCUCGCGAAGUACCCUGACAAAUACAACGUGGUGGACUGGGUGUCAACAGGGGUGUGCCAUGGAAGCGCCCACCACACAGAUAUUUUCAGUAAGCAUGAGGAGUACAAAGAUCGACUCUGUUCCUUCUGGGCAGAAGCCUUUGACAUAGACACGUCGUACUGCUUCCUUCCAUAG
Molecule: messenger RNA, 582 nt
Organism: Prorocentrum cordatum
Lineage: Eukaryota; Dinophyceae; Prorocentrales; Prorocentraceae
Source: the annotation of a GenBank genome assembly